Messenger RNA from Fusarium verticillioides 7600, 2415 nucleotides. RefSeq lists its product as hypothetical. The record is from RefSeq and is a predicted model, not a curated record. Bases 1 to 2022 code for a protein of 673 amino acids. The transcript is spliced from 2 exons. Lineage: Eukaryota; Fungi; Ascomycota; Sordariomycetes; Hypocreales; Nectriaceae.
AUGGCUUCCAAUCAUAAUCGCCUUCAGCCCUCGGGCCAUCUCAACCCAACGGGCCAUUUCAACAAUCGUCGGUCCCCAAGUCCCUCGUCCUCACGUCCCGUGCCUCCCGAUCCCGGAAGUCCAGGGCCCAUCGAAGAAACAGCAUCGGAUUACUUCAACCCGCUGAGCCAAGCGCCCUCAGCGCAAUCGCAGACAUCGCUAUCGUCAUUCCCGCGCUUUCCAUCACAAACAUCCCUCUCGGCAUUUCCAUCCUACCAAGAAACCUCGUCGAAUUAUCCACAGCAGCAGACGAGACGAAGACCGCCGGUCGAUCAGGCUAGGCAGCCUAGUAUCCGCAUCCGCCGAAACUCAAACGGGUCGGUCUACUCGAAUCAUAGUGUGACGAGCCAAUUCGAUGGGUUCAGCGACGAUGGCAGACCGAGGAGCAUAUCGCAGCCUGAGCGCGCGAGGGUCUCGGAUGGACUUGCUCGUCAUUCUAGGAGGGUUCCGCAGGUGGCGAUGCCGCGACUUACAGAAGAGGGAGGACGGCCUAGUCUGGCUGAGUUAGGGAUCAACAGCGAUGAUCAGUCUGCUCCUUUGUCGCCGACGGCUUCGCUUCCUGAGGAGAAUACAAAUGGGAGGGGUGGGCUUGGUCGCCUGCGAAGGGCGAGCCGGUUCUUAUGGCCGGGGCAUCGGCGGCAAUCUGGCGAGGAUCAAAUGGCUGUGCCUAUGGGGCAGCAAUAUGACGAUCGUCGCGAUGAUGAGUACGACCAGGAACUUGUGGACUGGCUCGAUGUCAUCGACACCGCUACGAUACCACCGAUUGCAGAAGCGGAAGCGGAAGAAGAGGAUGAGCCUCGUCUUCCACAACGAAGCAACACUAUCACUUCGCGUCUAACAGACUCGCACUACGCGGCGCUUCCACAUGGAACGAACCUUGAUGGCUGGACACCAGAGGAAAAGGCCGAGUUGGAUGAUCACGUUCGCCAUAUGCUGCACUCUCGCCGUGCGCGCUUCAAGCGUCGCAUGAAGGGUUUCGGCCAAUACGUCAGACGUCCCCUCGGUUUCCUCGUCACUCUCUACGCCACACUCAUCACGCUCUUCGGUCUCGCUUGGGUUCUCUUCCUCAUCGGCUGGAUCUACGUAGGCGAGAAGCAAGUCUACGCAAUCCACGUCAUCGACAGCGUUCUCGUCGCGCUCUUCGCCGUCAUGGGCGACGGCCUCGCGCCCUUCCGAGCAGUCGAUACAUACCACAUGUUCUUCAUCUGGCGCUUCUCGCGAUUGAUCAAGAGAGCUGAGCAGGGAAAGAAACCAAGGAAUAGACUACAGAAGAAGCGUGUUCCGCCGGGCGUGUCUACGAAUCCGGAGCAUUCGCACUUGACGGGCCAUCAGGCUCGUGCUCUCCUCGAAGCUCAGGACUAUAACCCUGAGAGAGACGGAACGGUCGGCACGAUCGAUAACCAGCCUCAACCGCAACCUGAAAGCCCUGAGACUGUUGAUUUAGAAGGCGCCAAGUCCAACAGUCCCGAUUCGGACAUGCCAGCUCUGACGUUCGCUCAGUUCAAGAGUCUGCAGCACCAUCAGAAGAAAAUGGCCAAAUCACAUAGUUUCUACAAACCCAACGAGACAUUCACCCACUUCGCCUUCCCCCAAAGAUACCUCAUCGCCAUUGUCAUCCUCCUCGACUGCCACUCCUGCCUGCAAAUAUCCCUCGGCGCAUGUACCUGGGGCAUCGACUACCAUACGCGUCCCUUCGCGCUGACCACCGUGAUCCUCUGUGUGAGCAUAACCUGCAACAUCACAGCUGGUCUGCUCAUCAGCAUCGGCGAUCGCAAGACGCGAAAGAAGGACGUGUGGGAGCUGUUGGACAGACAGGAGCUGACGCAGGAUGCUAUAAAGCAUAUGAAGAAGAAGAAGGAGGAGGAGGAGAAGGAGAAAGAGAAGGAGAGGGGGUCGGAUAAGGAUGGGGAGUCGAGUAGGGGUGAUGGAUCGAGUAGUAGGACGUCGAAGGAGUUUAAAAAGUUGGUGAAGCAGAAUAGUUAGGGGGGUGAAGAUGAAGGAUGAGGAUGAGGAAAUAUGUGGAUAUGAUGAUUACGGUUAAUAAAUAGUCGAUACCAACUUAAUUUAAGUAGAUCACGAACACGCAUACCUGUAUCACACCCUCUCUUGGUCUUCAUGCAUGCCAUCAGCUAUAGUCAUGUCGUCUAUAGACACCCCUAUGUCGCUUAUGAGUACCAAUCCACUGGGAGUUGGCAUCUCCGGUGGUUCGGUCCGCUUAUCUGUCGAUCAGACGAUGAUGGGCCAAUGCGCCUGAUUUCGGUAACCGUAUCUGAUUAUGCUCAUGCCAUGAGAGAUCUACGAAAAUUCUAGGUGACCCCGCUUGGUGUUUUGUGGUAUGAUGAAAUGGCCUGUGCCUCGGACGACUGUGGUUCAGUG